UAUUUAUUUUGAAAGGGGAGUCAAAUACAGCAGCCUCUCUAUAAGAAAAGAGGAAACUUGGUGGGUUUCAGAGAAUUAUUACAAGAGAGAAAAAGAAGGCAAAAAAAAAGCUAUAUGGAGGAGAAUUCGAAGAAGAGAUCUGAUCAUGAAGGUGCAGUCAUGAAGAAGGAGACAAGAGCUGGUUCUUCUGAGGAUGCAAAAACUCCUGGUAGAAGAGAAGAGGUUGCUGCUAAGGUGGGAGAAAAAAGAUCUAGUCUUGAGAAUGAUGAUACAAAGCCAUCUUCACCUGGGAAAAAUGAUUUAAGCAGCAACAACAAGCUGGUAUCCGUAAAAAUUGAUACUGAAAGAUUCUCAACAGAACCUGACUCAAUGGCAUCUUCUUCAAGUCGAAGGGAGCAGGAUGAUCAACUUGAAUCUGCCAAAGCUGAGAUGGGAGAGGUGAUAGAAGAAAAUCAAAGACUAAAGAUGUACUUAAAUCAGAUACUGAAGGCUUAUCAGAACCUACAAAUGCAAUUCCAUGACAUUGUUCGACAAGAUGCAGAGACAACAAAUAAUGACGACCAAGAAGUUGAAGAACCUGAGCUUGUUUCUCUAACCCUGGGAAGAUUUUCAAGUGAUUCAGAAAAGGAUGAUAAGAACAAAACAUCUGGCCAAGGAAAAGAGGAGGAGAGAGGCAAAGAAGGUUUAUCUCUUGGCCUAAAUUACAAAUUUGAAGUUUCUAAGUCAGGGGCAGAUGAUGAACCUUUGCCAAAUCCAAGCCCAGAAAACAGUUCUCAAGAACCGAAGGAAGAGGAGAAAUGGCCAGCUAGCAAGGUUCACAAGACAAUGAUAAGCGGAGAUGAUGAAGUUUUGCAACAAAACCCUGUCAAGAAAGCUAGGGUUUGCGUGAGAGCUAGAUGUGAUACUCCUACGAUGAAUGAUGGAUGCCAAUGGCGGAAAUAUGGACAGAAGAUUUCUAAAGGAAAUCCUUGCCCUCGAGCAUAUUAUCGUUGCACUGUUGCACCUUCAUGCCCAGUGAAAAAACAGGUGCAAAGAUGUGUUGAGGACAUGUCGAUCUUAAUCAUAACCUACGAAGGAACACACAAUCAUCCACUUCCGAUGUCAGCCACAGCAAUGGCUUCCACCACUUCCGCAGCUGCAUCAAUGCUACUGUCUGGUUUAUCAUCGAUCUCGCAGCCUGGCUCCAAUAUUCCAUCAACGGCCAACACCAUCCCUGCUAAUCUCCAUGGAAUCAACUUUUAUCUAUCUGAUAACUCAAAAUCAAAGUUCUACUUGCCCAGCUCUUCGCUAUCGGCUGCCUCAUCACACCCAACAAUCACUCUUGAUCUUACCGCAACAUCAUCCUCAUGCUUAUCACUUCCUUUCAAUAGGUCUUCUUCAGCUUAUCCCACAACCGGAAGAUAUCCUCCUACAAGUCUCAGCUUUGGUUCUUCAGAAUCCAACACCGUAUCUUGGGGCAAUGGGCUCCUUCAGCCCUACAUGAAAAACCAAAUCGGAGCUCUGAACAUUGGAAGACCACAGACCCUUGAGAAUAGCAUUUAUCAAUCCUUCAUGCAAAAGAAUAAUCUAAAUCCUCCUCAACAGCCUCUACCGGAUGGUAUUGCUGCUGCAACCAAAGCAAUCACAGCGGACCCCAAUUUCCAAUCUGCUUUAGCAGCGGCUCUCACAUCAAUCUUUGCGACAAGCAAUAACGGUGGUGCAACUCAGCCUGCUGGAGUGCAUUUGGCACAAAAGUUGAAGUGCGGGGAGCAGCCAUUUCCAGUACUGACUCCUAGUUACUCACAAACAGUAAAAGGGGAUGGCUGUGCCUCCAGCUUCUUGAACAAAUCUCCUACGACUACUUCACAGACAGGGAGUUUGAUGUUUCUACCACCUUCUUUGCCAUUUUCAACUCCCAAGAGUGCAUCCGCAUCACCUGGUGAUGCUAGAAAUCACAGCAAUUGAUUGGUUUUUUAUUUUUGAAUAUUUGUAAUUAAGGAGGUUGUUCAUUAGUCCUAGUUGGCAUGCAAUAGUUAAUGUGUAGUUUAAAGAAAUUUUCCUCUUAGAGACAAGGACGGGAAGCAUGGAAAUUUGAACAAGUUUGGUUUUUAAUUUCCGCAAAUUUAUUUGGUCCUGCUGAUUAUCCAGCUAGCUGGUGAAGGAAAGCGGCAUCGAUCGACUAAGACUAAGUCAUAAGCUCUCACAAAUUUAAUAUUUUUUCUUCAACUUGAUGUUUGGCUCAAUAGUGGUUAAGGUUGAUGGUUCAAUGGUGGAAAAUUCAAGUGAAUUAGCAUUUAGCAACUGAUGGCAUUCGCCGUGAUAGUAAUGGACAAUGAGUGUUUGGUUCUGCUACGAGGUUGGACAUGAUUGUAUCAAAUUAAAGCUGAACUUAAUGCAAUUUUGACUUAGUCUUCAACUUGCAUAAAACAUGAAUAUCGUAUAAGAUAUCUUGAUGGAGUCUAACUCGACAUAGGCAAUUGAAAAG
Molecule: messenger RNA, 2464 nt
Organism: Durio zibethinus
Lineage: Eukaryota; Viridiplantae; Streptophyta; Magnoliopsida; Malvales; Malvaceae
Product: WRKY transcription factor 72A-like
Biological process (GO): regulation of DNA-templated transcription
Molecular function (GO): sequence-specific DNA binding; DNA-binding transcription factor activity
Source: RefSeq, a predicted model, not a curated record